This is a messenger RNA of Merops nubicus (carmine bee-eater), 684 nucleotides long. Its product is annotated as scaffold attachment factor B1-like. The record is from RefSeq and is a predicted model, not a curated record. Gene Ontology annotation, molecular function: sequence-specific DNA binding. Gene Ontology annotation, biological process: regulation of mRNA processing; regulation of transcription by RNA polymerase II. The transcript has 5 exons. The annotation marks the transcript as partial. Gene Ontology annotation, cellular component: nucleus. Lineage: Eukaryota; Metazoa; Chordata; Aves; Coraciiformes; Meropidae.
AUGGCAGACAGUCAGGCAGCUGCUGGGCAGGGAGAAUUUGCGUCCCUGGGUGGGUCUGGAGUCUCCAGUUCAGAGCCUGAAAACCGGCGGCGGCUGAGCGAGCUGCGCGUGAUAGACUUGCGGGCUGAACUCAAGCGCCGCAAUUUGGACAGCAGUGGAAACAAGAGCGUCCUCAUGGAGCGGCUGAGGAGGGCUAUUGAGGAGGAAGGGGGGAAUCCUGAUGAAAUUCCAGUGGUUUCAGAAAAUAUGAAGAAAACUCCAAAAAGAAGCAGCAAAGGACGUAGACCAGAUGAAGAGGGAGUAGAAGAUAAUGGACUGGAAGAGGAUUCAGGAGAUGGACAGGAGGAUAUUGAAGCAAGUUUGGAUAACUUGCAGGAUAUUGACAUGAUGGAUAUUAGUGUGUUAGAUGAAGCUGAAAUAGAUAAUGGCAAUGCGGUAGAUUGCGGAGAGGAUUACAGUGCUGAUAAUAUUCUUGACUCACUGUCUGAUAGUAAAGAAAAUGCUGAUGCAGAAGUGAAAGAACUUCCAGAUCAGCCUACAGAAUUUGCUGUAGGUAACUUGGAGGCGUCCCCACAAUUUUCAGAAAUUAAAGAAGAAUCAAGAGAAAUACCAAUAGUGAUGGUAGAGACUGAAGAUGUUGGAAACAGUUUAGAUGCCUCUUCAUCUGAUUUAACUGUGAUAAAG